UGUAAAAUAAUUCCCACAGCUCUAAAAUGGCCUCCAUUAGCAUGCUGAAUCCGAAGGCUGAGUUCGCCCGUGCGGCUCACGCAUUAGCAAUUAACAUCACUGCCGCAAAGGGCAUUCAAGAUGUUAUGAAGACCAACCUCGGCCCGAAGGGAACGAUGAAAAUGUUGGUUUCGGGAGCCGGCGACAUCAAAAUCACCAAGGACGGCAACAUUCUGCUGCAUGAGAUGCAAAUCAAGCAUCCCACUGCCUCGCUGAUCGCCCGCGCCAGUACCGCCCAAGAUGACGUGACCGGAGACGGAACUACUUCAAUCGUGCUGAUCAUCGGCGAGCUUUUGAAGCAGGCCGAUCUGUACAUCGGGGACGGUCUGCAUCCCCGCAUCGUCGCCGAUGGGUUCGACCAGGCCCGCCUACAGGCGCUGGACAUUCUGGAACGGAUCGCGCACCCAAUCGUGGUAAACCGGGAGAAUCUGCUGAACGUCGCACGUACUGCCUUGCGAACCAAGGUGCACCCGGUGCUGGCCGAUCUGCUGACGGACGUGUGUGUGGAUGCGGUGCUGGCCAUCCGCACCGAAGACAAGCCGGUCGAUCUGCACAUGGUGGAGCUGAUGGAGAUGCAACACAAAUCGGCCAAUGACACGCAGCUCGUGAAAGGUAUUGUCAUGGAUCACGGAGCGCGCCAUCCCGACAUGCCGAAGCGCGUCGAGAACGCGUACAUUCUAACGUGCAACGUGUCGAUGGAGUACGAAAAGUCGGAGAUUAAUUCUGGGUUCUUCUACAAGACGGCUGGAGAGCGCGAGAAGUUCGUGUUGGCCGAGCGCGAGUUCAUUGAGGACCGCGUGAAGAAGGUGAUCGAGCUGAAGCGCAAGGUGUGCGAUGGUACGGACAAGACCUUUGUCGUCAUCAACCAGAAAGGCAUCGAUCCGAUGUCGCUCGAUAUGCUGGCCAAGGAAGGCAUCGUGGCGCUGCGCCGUGCGAAGCGACGCAACAUGGAGCGUUUGGCACUGGCAUGCGGUGGUCUCGCGAUGAAUUCGUUCGACAACAUGGAUGAAUCGUGCCUGGGCUUCGCGGGACUUGUCUACGAGCACGUGCUCGGUGAAAACAAGUACACGUUCGUGGAGGACUGCAAGAACCCGAUGUCCGUGACGAUCCUCAUGAAGGGCCCGAACAAGCACUCGUUGGCGCAGAUCAAGGACGCCAUCCGCGACGGUCUGCGUUCGAUCAACAACGCUAUCGAGGAUAAGAAGCUGGUGCCGGGAGCGGGCGCCUUUGAGGUGCGCGUACACAAUAAGCUGCGCGAGUACGCGAAGACCGUGAAGGGAAAGACCCGGCUCGCAAUUCAAGCAUACGCUGACGCUAUGCUCGUGGUGCCGAAGAUUCUGGCCGUCAACAGCGGAUAUGAUGCGCAGGAAACGAUUGUACGACUGCAGGAGGAGGAUUUGUUGAAUGAGGACCCGAUCGGACUGGAUCUUUCUACUGGGGAACCGAUGAAGCCGGUCGAUCUGGGCAUUUUCGAUAACUACAUCGUGAAGAAGCAGAUGCUCAAUUCCUCCACCAUCAUCGCCGUUAACAUCCUGCUCGUGGACGAGAUCAUGCGCGCCGGCAUGAGCAGCCUUAAGGGUUAACUGUAUUUUUUUGGCUUUGCUAGUGGAGGUUGUGCUUUGCACAAGCCGUCCUUCGCGGCCUCGUAUUGCUUGUUUGUGUCUUUAUCAACUCAUUUAUCGAUUCAUUUCUUACUCACAUCUCUAAUGCAACGAGGCGAGAAAUUCCAUCGUUCUCCGGACCAAACACGGAACAAAAUAAUUAACAUAUAGUGCGCCUUGUCGCUGCAUUGUAAUCGGAUAAUCGCUUCGCGAACACACCUAAUAAACGCACCAGCUUAUUUACUUCUA
This is a messenger RNA of Anopheles nili, 1889 nucleotides long. RefSeq names its product T-complex protein 1 subunit zeta (gene CCT6). Gene Ontology annotation, cellular component: chaperonin-containing T-complex. The record is from RefSeq and is a predicted model, not a curated record. NCBI's taxonomy places the organism in Eukaryota, Metazoa, Arthropoda, Insecta, Diptera, Culicidae. Gene Ontology annotation, molecular function: ATP-dependent protein folding chaperone; ATP hydrolysis activity; ATP binding. Gene Ontology annotation, biological process: protein folding. The transcript is spliced from 2 exons. The coding region runs from base 27 to 1622 and encodes 531 amino acids.